This is a messenger RNA of Paramuricea clavata, 732 nucleotides long. The record is from the annotation of a GenBank genome assembly. NCBI's taxonomy places the organism in Eukaryota, Metazoa, Cnidaria, Anthozoa, Malacalcyonacea, Plexauridae.
AUGUAUAGCGAUUCCGAGAUUAGUACAGACCACAUGCGAAGAAUCGUAUCACGCUCGAGCUCGCCGUACCACAAUCAAGUGAAAUGGAGAGACGUGGCUAGUUCUAUAAUGAAGAAAAGAAAAUCGCCACCGAAUUUUCAAGAUCUAACGGAAUUCCUUGGUGAUCGGGCUCGUGCAGAAAACGACCCAAUUUACGGACGUUUGAGAGAUCCUACAAAGGACAGACGACCGAAACAGACGCGAGAAGAAAAUAAGUCAAAAUAUGAACAUGUUUCAAGUUUCGCGACUCAAUUUGGAUCCAAUCGUUACCCAUCUAGCAAAGAAUGUCCUGUUUGUAAGCAGAGUCACAAGUUCGAGACGUGCAAGAUUUUCCUUGAGAAGCCUGUCGCAGAAAGAAGGAAACUCGUCCUAAGUGCUAAGCUAUGUUUCCAAUGUCUGUCGGGCAAUCAUUUUAAGAGGUUUUGUAAAAGUUCAAAAUGCUCGGUAAAGGACUGCGACAGAAAACACCAUGAGCUCUUGCACUUAGCAAAUACAAAUGAUAUACCAAAGACUCGUGGAGGACAAUCACCACACAGCGCAACCAAAUGUGACGCCGAAGUCCAAACUUACACUUCCUGUCUAAUUCCAAGUGGAUACAGAGGUGCGACAGCGCUACACGUAGUCGCGGUUAAAGUUUAUGGAGACGAUGGUUCGUGGAAUUACAACGUAUCCCCUGUUGGAUCAAGCCAGUGA